This is a messenger RNA of Papaver somniferum (opium poppy), 669 nucleotides long. RefSeq names its product agamous-like MADS-box protein AGL80. The record is from RefSeq and is a predicted model, not a curated record. The transcript has a single exon. Gene Ontology annotation, molecular function: protein dimerization activity; RNA polymerase II cis-regulatory region sequence-specific DNA binding; DNA-binding transcription factor activity, RNA polymerase II-specific. Gene Ontology annotation, biological process: positive regulation of transcription by RNA polymerase II. Lineage: Eukaryota; Viridiplantae; Streptophyta; Magnoliopsida; Ranunculales; Papaveraceae. The coding region runs from base 1 to 669 and encodes 222 amino acids.
AUGACAAGGAAGAAGAUCAAGCUUGCUUAUAUUGCUGAUGCUAAUAUAAGGAGAGCAACAUUCAGAAAGCGAAGAAAUGGCUUGUUGAAGAAAGUAAGCCAACUCAGUACCCUAUGCGAUGUCAGUGCUUGUGCAGUCGUGUACGGACCAUAUGAGCCACAACCAGAAAUAUGGCCAGCGAAACCGGAAGCACAUCGUGUACUCACGAGGUUCAAGAACUUGCCAAAGAUGCUCGGGAAUACCGAGAAACAAUUGAAUCGAGAAAGUUACGCACGAAACCGGAUAGACAAGAUUAACGAACAGUGGAAGAAUUAUCAACGAGAAAAUCGUUAUAUUGAAAUCAACUGGAUUUACAAUCAUGCUCUGGCCGGUGAGUGUUCUAUUCCUGAUGCUUAUCCUGAUUCAGUUGAUUUCUCUUGGUUUCUCGGAGAGAAACAGAAAGAAAUUCAACGUAAAUUGGCAAAUCUCGAUAAUGCUCCAGCACCAGUAGUACGAACUAUACCUGCAGCUAAUGCUACUGCUAUAUUUGCGACAUCUAAUGGUAGAUAUGCUAAUACUAUUGCUAUACCCAGUAACCCUAACAAUAAUUUUAUUAAUACUGAUGUUGAUGUACUCGAGAUUAAUGGAUCUGGUAUCAACGAUGGUGCUGUUACUGGAGGGGAUAUGUAG